CACGCUGCAAUGUUCUGUGCGCCGCGUCACUGCUAGCCAAGUGAGUUUGUUUCAUGUUGUGAAAACUUCGGUGUACUACGAAAAAGAUCACUCGUGCAAGUACAACGUUCUCGUUCUAAAAAAAGUAGAGAUCAUAACUCACCGCUUCGCAGCUCUCAGGCUCCACCCAGCAAGCGCUCCUGCCACCUCGUUUCCGUUCUUGAAUGCCGCGGGCGUGGUGCCCCCGACGGCCUUCAACCCGGCCAGUACUGCUUUCGGCGCUGCUCCGGCAGGGAUGUACGGAGGUGGCGCUCCAGCGGCCCCAGGUGCUCCCAGAAGUAACAUGUCUUCUGGGCAGCUGCAGCCGAAACAAGCGGCAUUGAUUGGCUCAACAGCAUCUGGCUUCUACUUCCCACCAAGAACCAUCUUCCGCAGCUACGGAUCAUCUGCAUCAACACCAGCAAUUCAUGGCGAGCCAGCUGCAAGGUACCACGGGUACAACAAUGAAUGGAAGCAAUGACAGCAGCAUGAGCGGCAAUCCUUUCCAGGGAUCUGUGGCGCUGACCAACAACGCGACUACUGCUGGCACGAUGCACAAAACCAUUUCUGGUUCCAUCGGCACGAUGGGCUUGACCAAAUCUGGUUUGGCAAACUACAACGCGAACCACUAUCACCAGCACAACUCCCACAACAUGUUGCACGGUCAGCACGCGAACGGCUAUGGAGCGACGAGCACAUCCACUGGUGUGGAGGAGCAGCAACAAAGUACUAAUUGUUUGGGCGGGCCGAACCCGAACAACCGCACUGCCACCGCGAGCGCAAUGUUGACCGGAGGACCGUCUGCGGCCCCUCAGAGUGUUUCAGCAAUGGCGAUCGGAAUGCUGAACAAUGCGGGACAGCAUCAGCAUCUCAGCUCGCAAAUGCACAUGCCGUCGUCGACGAAUGAGAAUACUUACGCCAGCCAGGAUAAGAUCAUGAUGCACCAGCAGCAAGAUGGCAGCAAGUUACCCAACGGGAACGGUUCUCCGACGCAGCGCAUAGAGCAGCAUCUGGUCGCCCAGGAUCGUGGUGCCAGCGCGCAGCAAAUAAUGCAGGAAAAGUGGUACGAGGUGAAGCGGCGCAACUACCAGAACGACCCGGGUCCGGGUGUACCAGCCGAGCCGCACAUGUUCAUCGAUCCGACCAAGCCUCGGAAGCAGUACUUUUUCUGUUUUAUAGGAUGCUCUCGACUGCCCUCCUCACGUCUGAUAGAUCGGAGUGUACUGAAGCGUUGCGACCCUGACGGGAGGUGACAUUUUUUGUCAUGGACAAUAAUAAAUCAUUUCUUUGCGACAAAUGAAACAAAUCGUAUCAGGUUCGAGGAUUAUUAUUACGACACGAAGCAGGAUUUCAUUGACUACCCCAAAACCUUCGACUACAUCAUCAAGCACUACUCGAAGCGGAUUAACUCCUACGGGAUCGACGAGAAGCUGCUGAACGACGUGAUUGUGCAGUUGAUGAAGCCCCUGGAAACCGACCGCCCGUUCGAGGCCUUCAACCUGGUAUGGCAUUUUCUGAAGUGGUUGCGCCAGAUGCAGGUGGAGAUCAAAACCAAACUGUUCACCCUCAUCAUUCGCAGCUUCGAGAAGUGCCAUGAACCGGCCAAGUACCAUUGGGCAAUGCUGGACAUCUACAAGCGCUUGCCGGCGCGGAACUCGUAUUACCUAGCUUGCUGGAUGAUUCUCGGCAGUUGUACUUGGGAUGAAAAAACGAUGACUACAUUGUAUGGAUUUUUUUAUUGUGACGAAUCGACGCUUUUGUCUUGCGUAAACAAUGUACCCAAAACUAUCCAGCCACGCUACCGCCGCGAUGAUCAAGGCGCAUGGUGUAGCGCAGGAUGUGGGACAGUGCGUGGAAUACCUGAAACAGUACAAGAUGUUGCCGAAGCACGAUUCUAACAAGCGCUUCAACUUUGUCGUGUACCAGGCCGCUUUGGACGCUUCUAUUCUGCACCUGCGGAACGUACUUUAUUGUCAUUGCGAUGUAUUUGCGAUGAUUCUUUUUCUUUCUCCUGUGCUGUAGCGGAUUAGAAACACCUCAUGAGGGAGAAAAGCUCCCAGAUUGAUGAGUCUGACAAGAGCGGGGUAACAAAAUAAAAAAAGAGGUCCUCGGGGGACCUCUUGUCCCCCCGGCCGGGCGGACAAGAGGUCCCCUCGUUUUGCUGCCGGAGCGUCCGGCACGCGGAGUUCCCCCCCCCCCGUGUCGCCGCGUCGGAUAUUUCGGGCGAAUCGGGGCGGGGACCUCUUGCCCCCCCCGUUGCGCAGAGAAAUUGGCUAUGUAUUUGCUAUACAGGACAAGAGGUCCCCACCGUUCGACCCGAAAUGGCCGGCGCGGCGACACGGGGGGGGAACUCUGCGAGCCGGCCGCUCUGGCAACAGAAGGGGGGGACCUCUUGUCCGUCCGGCCGGGGGGACAAGAGGUCCCCCGAGGACCUCUUUUUUUAUUUUGUUACCCCGCUCCAAGACACAACAAAUGUACUCCUUGAAAACAGAAACACCGUCGCUUGGAGGCCAUGGCGCGGCGAUUCAUCUACGAGGAGUAUGUGUCACAGUGCGACUAUGAAAACGAACGCUGGUGAUCAUUCUUGGUCUAUCGCGAUAAUACUCUGGUUCACCAUGCAUGCUUUUUGUUAUGCGAAUGCGAAGCAUCUGAUGUGAGUCAGUGGCAGUGAAUUACAGGCAUGACAAAAAGAAGCGGGAUGUGUGUUGUUGCGCUAAAUCAAAACCGUAUUCUACCCCUGGAUACCCCCGAGCCGAUGAGCCGGCGAAAGAUCGACCCGACGCGCAACCCCCGGCAGACGCACCCGCACUUGUACUUACUACAAUUACCAUUCUUCGGACUAGCGACCACCAACUUGUAAAAGUAGUAUACUUUGUGAGAAAGAAGUUGCAAGAUAGUUUUCAUGCUGCUCAUACAAACUGUCAAUGUUUCAGAGCUCUCUUCGCUGCAGCCAUGAAUAUCUGUGCGCGAUUCGGCUUCUAUGCUUCUGAGAGUCUUUUAGCAUCAUGUUGAUAGUGCAUUUGUUUUUGUGAGCAAUAGAUAAUGUUCGAAGAAUCUGGUGCAAGAGCAGUUGCGUAUUGGGGUGAGGUUUCAGGGUUCUACAUGCAAUAUUUGACUUUUUUUGUCCUGAGAAAGUGGCUCAGGAUAGUAUUACUACCAUGAUCCCAGGAGCACGCCCAUGCAGCACAACUGCUCCUACAACAAAAUCGCAGCACAACAACAAGCUUCGUAUGGUGAUUCGCAGCAGUGCAACUCCGGUACGGAAGACGCGGCUCACGGUGCUGGCCACGUGCAGGGGGCCGCGACUGGUCGUGCAUCUGCGGUGGUCGUCCCCGUGCAUCAUUAUCCGUGGCAAGAGCAGAGCGAAGUAGAUCCAACCACAAUGGUCGUGUCGGAGCAGCAUGAUGCAAGAGUGCAAGCCGAAGAUCCGACCAAGAAUUCGAACUCUACUACAGACACCUCGGACCUUGGAGCAGGAGAACAACAUCACGUUCUAGGUUCAACAUCCUGUGAAAGAACUGGAACUUCCUCUACCUAUGAUACAGUGAAUGCACAGGGCGUCGACGUCGGCCCUUGUUCUAGUACAACUCGAAGAACCUUGCAACAGCAGCUGAAGUUCGUGCGGGACCAGAUCCGAAAAGCUGACGCGAACAGGAAGGGCGCGGACGCAACGGCUAACCGGCUGCGUGAUGAGUGUGAAGAAAUGCUGGAUACGAUGGCGGAAACGAACGCGGAAAUCAAACGCUUGAAGGACAAGCUAGCCGAGCUAGAAGACAAGAAGAAAAAGGACAACAAAACGUUUUGCGAUUUGAAUAUGGAAAUGCAGGACCAGGAAAAAACUGGCAGGAGAAUCAUGGAAAAGAUGAACAACUACAAAUUCGAAGAGCAGGAGCUGAUGCGAAAAAUAGAUAUCCUGGGGGAAAAUCACCAACUAGUAUUUAAGACCGCGGGCGGAUGAUCACGCAUGCGAUGUCGGCGCCACGGAGGUGGGAGGGUAAAAGUCACAUUGAUAAUUUCAGAUUUUCCGCUCAUUUAGGUAGUGCGCUCUUGCAUAGUAAGUACGAAACGUGAAACUGCAUAUUUUCAGUUGGAAUGCACUACUGAUUUCUGAGAUUUGUUUCGACGAACUUACUAACCACAGGUACUGACUGGAACUUUUUUUUCAGCGGUUUCGUGCGAGCCCCGAAGCGCCUGAUAAAGGAAACCGCAGAGCAGCGACCUUGAGGAACUACGAGCUUUUCUUUUUUCAGUCGCCACCCGGAGGAUGAGUACACAUACCUGAAGCAAAGACCACACACAGUCGCAAUGUAGAAGUUUAAGAAAGCGAAGUAGUACGCCGAGUUUGUAGUACGAAAUGAUGAAAUACAGAUUGCAAUGGACAAAAAUGAACAUAAAAGAAAGCAGCGUCUUACUGAGUAGUCUGGGGGUAUUAAUUGCGACAGCUGGAAGUUUCUUUGCCAAGCUCGUCGCAUCUCGCUUGGCAGCAAAAGCUCAGUUUGGCGGUGUCUCGAUCCGGGCAAGAUUCCGGAAUUUACGUAAAUUGCUCGGGUCGUAUCAAUGACUUUCAUAUCUUGCGCGAAUUUCGGACGAUCAGUGUCGUUCCAUCAUAAAAACCAUUAUCAUUUUCAAUGUACGCACGUAGCGCUAUGUAAAAAUAAGAUGCUUCUAAGAAACUUUACUCAAUAGAUCAAAAGCGAAAGCCUCGCUUGCUUUUUUUUUUCCUGCUGCGCCCUGGCGGACGGGCUUGAUUCGAUGCCUUGGUGUUCUGUUAAUCAGCGAAGGGAGUUUUGUCUCAAAAAGCAACUGAACCCAACGCACAGCAAG
Messenger RNA from Amoebophrya sp. A120, 4842 nucleotides. Lineage: Eukaryota; Dinophyceae; Syndiniales; Amoebophryaceae. The record is from the annotation of a GenBank genome assembly.